Molecule: messenger RNA, 4083 nt
Organism: Nelumbo nucifera (sacred lotus)
Lineage: Eukaryota; Viridiplantae; Streptophyta; Magnoliopsida; Proteales; Nelumbonaceae
Product: calcium-transporting ATPase 4, endoplasmic reticulum-type-like
Cellular component (GO): membrane
Molecular function (GO): ATP binding; transporter activity; ATP hydrolysis activity
Source: RefSeq, a predicted model, not a curated record
GGGUCACGUUUCUCAAUGAGGAGAAGGCAAGCAAGUCGCCAAAGCGAUAGAAGCGCUCUCCUUUUCUAACAAGAGGCAAGAGGAGAGGUUGCUUCUCACUUUAGUUAGAGAGACCAUCAUAGAGAGAAGGGAAGGGAAGUUGCACGGCAUCUUCCUAUUAGCUUUGCUCUUCAGCUUCCCGAAACCCUAAAAGAUCUCAUUCUGCUCUCUCUCUCUCUCCCUCUGUUCUUCCUAUUUCCUUUGUUAUUUUCGUGGACUUGGAAGCUCAUAUUUUAUUUGGAAUUUACGAUUGGUUUCUUGGAUUUGAUUCUUAUAUAAGAUUCGUUUCUGCGUUUUUUGAUAGGUAGAUCAUGAGAUUUAUAUGUUGAUUAAUUCGUCGAUUUCUGGUGAAUUCACCUGGAAAAUUCAUUAACUCCUUUCUUGUGCAUCUUUACUCUUCUCGAGUGCGCUAUUUUACUAAAUCUCGAUGGGGAAAGGGGGGCAAGAUUAUGGAAGACGAGAUACCGGUGGAUCCAAGCCCUCAGACCGAGAAAUCUGUCCGGCGUGGGCUAAAGACGUCGAGGACUGUCUGAAAGUGUUCAACGUCGACAAGGACCGGGGAUUGUCAACUGAAGAAGUCGAGAAGCGGCGUCGGAUCUAUGGCUGGAACGAAUUGGAAAAGCAUGAGGGCCCGUCAAUCUUGAGUUUGAUUCUCGAACAGUUCAACGAUACUCUAGUGCGGAUUCUACUCGUUGCCGCAGUUGUAUCGUUUGUCCUCGCUUGGUAUGAUGGCGAUGAGGGGGGCGAGAUGGGAAUUACGGCGUUCGUGGAGCCUCUCGUGAUUUUCUUGAUCUUGAUUGUGAACGCCAUAGUUGGAGUCUGGCAAGAGAAUAACGCCGAGAAAGCCCUAGAAGCUCUAAAGGACAUUCAAUCCGAGCACGCCAACGUGAUUCGUCAUGGGAAAAAGAUUUCCAGUUUGCCCGCGAGGGAGCUCGUUCCGGGCGAUAUCGUUGAACUUCGGGUAGGCGACAAGGUUCCAGCCGAUAUGCGGGUUUUGCAUCUGAUAAGCUCCACUGCGAGGAUCGAGCAGGGCUCACUGACGGGUGAGAGUGAAGCGGUUAACAAGAACAAUAAAGCCGUUCCAGAGGACACUGACAUUCAAGGGAAGAGAUGCAUGGUUUUUGCGGGGACUACUGUUGUCAACGGAAGCUUCCUCUGCUUGGUUACGCAAACGGGUAUGAACACGGAGAUCGGGAAGGUGCAUUCUCAGAUACACGCUGCUGCGCAGAUGGAUGAAGAUACCCCCCUGAAAAAGAAGCUUAACGAAUUUGGAGAAACUCUCACUGCCAUAAUCGGAGUGAUCUGUUUGCUGGUGUGGCUAAUCAAUUUUAAGUACUUUCUAACCUGGGAUUAUGUGGAUGGGCGGCCAGCUAAUUUUAAGUUUUCUUUCGAGAAGUGUACUUACUACUUCGAGAUUGCUGUGGCAUUGGCAGUGGCGGCCAUUCCGGAAGGUUUACCGGCGGUUAUUACAACUUGCUUGGCGCUCGGCACCCGAAAGAUGGCUCAGAAGAAUGCUCUUGUACGAAAGUUGCCUAGCGUCGAGACUCUGGGUUGUACAACAGUGAUUUGUUCUGAUAAGACAGGUACCUUGACUACCAAUCAAAUGGCAGUAGCAAAGCUGGUGACCAUGGGUCCUCGUAAAGAUUCACUCAGAACUUUCAAGGUAGACGGGACCACGUACAAUCCUUCCGAUGGCAGAAUACAUGACUGGCCAACUGGUCCUAUGGAUGCCAAUCUUGAAACGAUUGCAAAGAUUGCUGCUAUCUGCAAUGAUGCAGGUGUUGCACAAUCGGGGAAUCACUACGUCGCUAACGGAAUGCCUACUGAGGCAGCAUUGAAGGUCCUAGUUGAGAAGAUGGGACCUCCUCAAGGAUUUCAGGACUUAUCUUUGAGCACUGAAGAUGUGUUAUGUUGUUGCCAGCUAUGGAAUUCUGUAGAAUGUCGGAUUGCAACUCUUGAAUUUGAUCGUGAUCGGAAGUCAAUGGGUGUUAUUGCAACGUCAAAAUCAAAUAGAAAUACUUUAUUGGUGAAGGGUGCAGUAGAGAAUGUAUUGGAGAGGAGCUCCUAUAUGCAGUUGUGUGAUGGCACUGUUGUGCGAUUGGAUCAAAGCUCUAGGGAUCUUAUUUUACAAUCCCUUAAUGAAAUGUCAACAACUGCACUGCGCUGUCUUGGGUUUGCAUACAAGGAGCCUUCUGAAUUUGCAACUUAUGAUGGUGAUGAAAAUCAUCCAGCCCAUGACCUCUUACUUAAACCAUCUAAUUAUUCAUUUAUUGAAAGUGAUCUUAUCUUUGUUGGUUUGGUUGGAUUAAGGGAUCCUCCUCGAAAAGAAGUUCACAAAGCAAUUGAGGACUGCAGAGCAGCUGGUAUUCGUGUUAUGGUCAUAACAGGAGAUAACAAGAAUACAGCAGAAGCAAUUUGUCGUGAAAUUGGUGUAUUUGGUCCUUAUGAGGACAUUAGCUUGAAAAGCUUAACAGGCAAGGAAUUUAUGGAUCGUAGUCUUCAUGAUCAGAAAAGGCAUUUGAAUCAAAAUGGCGGGCUUCUCUUCUCUAGGGCUGAACCAAGGCAUAAGCAAGAGAUAGUGAAAUUGUUGAAAGAAGAUGGGGAAGUGGUUGCGAUGACUGGUGAUGGGGUCAAUGAUGCCCCUGCUUUGAAAUUGGCUGAUAUUGGAGUUGCAAUGGGUGUCACUGGAACUGAGGUUGCAAAGGAAGCUUCUGACAUGGUGUUGGCAGAUGAUAACUUCAGUACAAUAGUUGCUGCAGUGGGUGAAGGCAGAUCUAUUUAUAACAAUAUGAAGGCAUUCAUCAGGUACAUGAUCUCCUCAAAUAUUGGCGAGGUUGCCUCUAUAUUUCUAACAGCAGCUUUAGGUAUUCCGGAAGGGUUGAUCCCUGUCCAGCUUCUGUGGGUCAAUCUUGUCACUGAUGGCCCUCCUGCAACAGCGUUGGGAUUCAAUCCACCUGAUAAAGACAUAAUGAAGAAACCACCUCGUAGAAGUGAUGAUUCCUUGAUCACUGCUUGGAUUUUAUUCCGCUACCUGGUCAUUGGGUCCUAUGUAGGGAUAGCAACCGUGGGUGUGUUCAUUAUAUGGUAUACACAUGGAUCUUUCUUGGGUAUUGACCUGAGCCAAGACGGCCACACUCUUGUCACCUAUUCCCAACUCUCCAACUGGGGACAGUGUCCUUCCUGGGAAGGGUUCACAGUUUCUCCUUUUACAGCAGGGUCUCAGGUGUUCUCAUUUGAUGCCAAUCCCUGUGAUUAUUUCCAGGUUGGCAAAGUUAAGGCCAUGACUCUCUCCCUCUCUGUCCUGGUGGCUAUUGAGAUGUUCAACUCUCUCAAUGCCUUGUCUGAGGAUGGGAGUCUCUUGACAAUGCCCCCAUGGGUUAACCCUUGGCUCCUGUUGGCCAUGUCAGUCUCCUUCGGCCUGCAUUUCUUGAUCCUUUAUGUUCCUUUCCUUGCCCAAGUCUUUGGGAUUGUGCCUCUUAGCCUCAACGAGUGGUUGUUGGUGUUGGCGGUAGCAUUUCCCGUUGUCUUGAUUGAUGAGAUUCUCAAAUUUGUUGGGAGGUGUACAAGUGGGUACCGAACAUCUUACUCAAGGAAAUCAUCCAAGACAAAAGCAGAGUGAGGAGCAAAGAAGGGGUUGGUGCUUCUCCAAGUCUCUAAUAGAACCAUUACCAUGGUGGAAUUGGUGCCGGGGGCAUUUCAGGUUGGCUAGUAAGCUUGGUCCACCUUAAAAUCUGCUGCAGUUAUACAAGAAGGCUUAGCCUGGAGCUUGAAGAUCCGAGUAACGAGGGACUUCCCUAAUAUAUAAUUUGGUUGGGGAACUUCACUUUUGUUUUUUUUUUUUAUUAUAUUGAAUUUAUUUCUCUUUUCCAAUUCAUCCAAGAAACCCAGAACUCAAUUUUGAUGUUUAAACGAUGCAAACAUGGAAGCAGUUGCUAUACUUGUUUCAACUUCAAGACUUGUACCAGUUUUUGCGGGAGAAAUCACUUGCAUGUUUCCAUGAUCCCAUUAAAUGCAAAUAAUAGGCAAAAUUUUAAGUUUGAGCAA